AUGCGUAUCCUUCCCUGGCUCAUUGCGGCCGCGUCCUGUGUGUCCGCCAACGUCAACGACCCGGCCAAGGAUGCCACCCCCUACCAUGUCGAGUUCCCCCUCUUUCGCAGCGCGAAUAUGGCCUCCGCCGACAAGCUCUCCACUGGAGUUGGCUUCCAUUCGUUUCGCAUCCCCGCCGUGGUUCGCACGACCACUGGGAGAAUUCUUGCCUUCGCCGAGGGCCGUCGACACGACAACCGCGAUUUCGGAGACAUCAACCUCGUCUACAAACGCACCAAAACGACUUCGGAUAACGGGGCCACUCUAAGUGAUUGGGAAAGCUUACGGGAGGUCGUGGGCAGCGGUGAUGGAACAUGGGGCAAUCCUACCCCCGUGGUCGAUGAUGGCACCAUCUAUCUCUUCCUGUCAUGGAACAACGGUAGCUACAGCCAAAAGGGCGGCGACGAGCUUCCCGAUGGUACCAUCACCAAAAAAAUCGAUACCACCUGGUACGGUCGGCGACAUCUCUAUCUGACCACCAGCACCGACGAUGGCAACACCUGGUCUAAGCCGCAGGAUUUGACAAAGGAGUUGACGCCUGACGGAUGGUCCUGGGAUGCCGUCGGGCCCGGUAACGGCAUCAAGCUCUCCUCUGGGGAGCUGGUCGUGCCAGCCAUGGGUCGCAACAUCGUUGGGCGUGGUACGCCAGGCCAGCGUACCUGGUCAGUCCAGCGUCUGAACGGCGCCGGGGCGGAGGGCACAGUCUGCGAAACGCCCGACGGGAAGCUCUACCGCAAUGACCGCCCCAGCAAGGCGGGCUACCGCAUCGUCGCUCGAGGCACCCUGUCAGAUGGCUUCAGCGACUUCGCGAGCGACAGUGGUUUGCCAGAUCCGGCGUGUCAAGGCUCCGUGUUGAAGUAUAACACGGAUGCACCGCCACGAACAAUUUUCCUGAACUCGGCAUCCAGUGACAGUCGUCGUCAGAUGCGUGUCCGCAUCAGCUACGACGCGGAUGCAGCCAAGUACGACUAUGGUCGCAAACUCGCCGAUGCCCCGGUGUCGGGGGCUGGGUACGAGGGAGGGUACUCGAGUAUGACCAAGACGGCGGACUAUAAGAUCGGCGCCUUAGUGGAGAGUGACUUUUUUAACGAUGGUACGGGCGGAGGUUCAUAUCGCUCGAUUAUAUGGCGACGGUUCAAUCUGUCGUGGAUCCUUAAUGGUCCCAAUAACUAG
Aspergillus terreus NIH2624 is the source of this 1212-nucleotide messenger RNA. Its product is annotated as putative extracellular sialidase/neuraminidase. Bases 1 to 1212 code for a protein of 403 amino acids. Lineage: Eukaryota; Fungi; Ascomycota; Eurotiomycetes; Eurotiales; Aspergillaceae. The record is from RefSeq and is a predicted model, not a curated record. Gene Ontology annotation, molecular function: exo-alpha-sialidase activity. The transcript has a single exon. Gene Ontology annotation, biological process: ganglioside catabolic process; oligosaccharide catabolic process. Gene Ontology annotation, cellular component: intracellular membrane-bounded organelle; cytoplasm; membrane.